Molecule: messenger RNA, 864 nt
Organism: Phyllotreta striolata
Lineage: Eukaryota; Metazoa; Arthropoda; Insecta; Coleoptera; Chrysomelidae
Source: the annotation of a GenBank genome assembly
AUGGACGAGGAUAAUACGAAUUGGUUCCAGAAAUUGUAUAGAUAUCUCGCCGAGUUCGGGUACCCCGCGGUGGAAAACAUGACCAUCGAGGAGCUGGGUAACGUAUUUUCGCCGAAGAAUCGGUGCGAUUUCGUUUGUUGGUUACUCCGGUUUCUCGAUUACGAUGUCUCCGAGGAACGGAAAACGCCGGAAUGUCUGCAGAAAAUCGUCUGUAAUCUCGGAUUUUGUUCCUGCAAAGACGCCUUGCCGUUCCUGAACGGCACUUUGGAUUUAUCCCAACAAAUGAUAAUUUUCCAAAGAAUAUUCGAAUUCCUGCAACCGAUAGUAAAUAGUGAUAUUAACAUGCAGGAGGAAAGUUCUGUUAGUUUAGAGGAUGUAGAAAACCUGAUAGCAGGAAGUUAUUUACCUAAAUUCGUUAAAGAUGCUGGUACAAAAAAGGUGCCUGUAACCAACAGUACUACCGAGAAGACUCGGAAAGAUGAGAGAAAUAUUGAAAAUUCCUCCGAUACUAUUACUAGCGAUUAUGUAUUUGAUGCUGCUCGAAUUCCUGAAGAUAUCGAAUCAGAUUUACGGCAAUUCGAAGAAAUAUCAUCGAGACUUGAAAAAUUGGACCCCGUCGAUAGGAUUUCUAUAAGUACCCAAAUUUUCGAAGAUCUCCAGAAUUGUAAAGAAAACAUCAAGAAAAUUAAUCAAUACAAUAACGACUUGAAAACUAUAAAUGAAUUCAACACGAAAGCAAAUAAUAUUCUAAGCCGGUUACCUCAAUGUUCCUCAGCCUCCACGGAUUUGUUGAGGGGACUUUGCUCCACAGUGGAACUAAUAGAUGAUAUGAAUAAAGAUAUAAACUCUGUUCGCAAGAUUUAG